AUGAAUUUCAUCCGUCCUCAUCUCAAUCUCGGUUACGAACCAGACCUCCCUCACGGCGUCAACGGUCUUCCGGAACUUAUCGCCUUCAAUGCGCAACAUAAUCAGCACCUCGUCUUUUGUCGGCAAAUCCGUGCUGGAGAAGGCUAUCACGAAAUCACCUUUGCCCAGCUCCAGGCAGCCGUCGAGCGAUGUUCUGCAUGGCUGGUUGCCAGCGGUGUCACCGAGGGACCCGCAGCUCCUUCCCCAGUUGGUAUCUUUCUUGGUAGCGACGUAUCGAUUUUCAUAUACAUCGCUGCUCUCCUUCGCAUUGGAACUCCUGUCCUACUUCUGUCUGCACGACUUAGUAGCCUAGCCGUCGCACACUUGUUAAGGUCCACCUCCACCUCCUCUCUUCUUUAUAGCCCCCAAGUCUCUCGCACCGUCCAGUCCAUCGAAGGUCUUGACACUUAUUUCCGACUCGCUCCCGGAUACGAGUCGUUCCUCAGUGAUGACCUCACAACAAUACCGAUACCUCCUCCGUACCUUCAUACAGUUCGCCACCAACUUGGCGCUGUCAUCAUGCACAGUUCCGGGACGACCGGCCUUCCGAAACCCAUAUAUCAUGCUCCAGCCUACCUCUUGGGCUACGCCGCUUGUCACAAUCUUUCACAACCCUCCAGUCCUUUCGGAUACAACGUCUCCACACUGCCUUUGUAUCAUGGUUUUGGCCUUCUCGCACCAUGUCUAUCGUUGUCUAUCGGUCUUCCCUUUGUCUUACCCCCGGCAUCUAUCAUACCGACGGCUCUUACAACACUCGCUUCUCUCAGGCUUCACAAUGCCUAUUCCAUGCUCUCAGUUCCCUCCGUCCUCGAGGACAUCUUGACCAGUUCAGAUCUUGACGCAAUCACUACACUCAAAUCCCUCAACUUCAUUGCAAUAGGUGGCGCCCCUAUGAAAGAGUUUGUUGCCGAACAACUCGUGUCAAAAGGUGUCAAGUUGCUAAAUCAUUGGGGUGCUACAGAGAUCGGUGCCAUCGCCCUCAUUCAACAUCCUCCACCCAACUACGACUGGCAUUACCUCAUCCCUCGAACCGAUCUCAACCUCGAGAUUGUUCCCAUCGACCCGUCCUCUUGUCGCCUCAUAGGUCAUCCGCCAGGCUGGUCCCAACCCUUCCAUGUUCAGGACCUCCUCAUCCGUAACCCUUCAGCACAUAACCAACUGCGAAUUCUGGGCCGAGCAGACGACCUCAUUGUUCUCUGUACUGGCGAAAAAGUUCGUCCGACCAGUUUAGAGCGUGCGGUUGCCGAACACCCGCAAGUCAAGGAUGUGUUAGCGUUUGGUUCCGGGCGCCCAGGUCUCGGGUUACUCGUCGAAUUACUUGAUGGUACCACCAAUCCGAAUGAUAACUCCUUCAUGCAGAGUUUCAUACCUUAUCUUGAACGAGGUAAUUCCCUUACAGACGGGCAUGGGAAAGUCGCGUCGAAGAUGGUCAUCUUCACCACUGCAGCCCAAAAACCACUCAUACGCACGGACAAAGGCAGCUUGGCCCGCAAGGAAAAUUUUGUAGCGUUUCAAGAGGAGAUUGAGGACUGUUACGAAGCAGCGGAACAGUUAGAGGUUGACCCCUUACCUACCGCUGCCGCUGUGGGUGACGGUGGAGGUGGUGACCUCCAAGAUUCAAUCCGGCAACUCGUGGUAAGAGUAUGUGCUACGACUUCCGCGGUAGACUUUUCGGAUCCUGUGAAUGAUUCACUCGACUUUUUCGAGAUGGGAAUGGAUAGCUUGCAGGCUACGCGCCUCCGGAGAAUGAUUCAAUCUGCUCUCCCCGGUACCUCCUCUGUGCUUCCGCCGGAUUUCUGUUUUCGUCAUUCGUCUGUUGCGAAACUCUGCAAUGCGAUAGUGAACAUUGAUAGUGUACAGGACUCGUCUGAAGAGGCGCGAGUGGAGGAGAUGCAUGCUAUGGUUGAUAAAUGCAUUCGGGAAUUGAGGACCUUCGAGGCCCUUGCAACUGUGACACGAAACCAGUGUUGUGAAGGUCGAGGCAAGUUCGUUCUUCUUACCGGAUCCACUGGGAGUUUGGGCUGUUUAUUGUUGGAGAAGCUUUCUGCGGACCCCACCGUGCGCAAAUUGUUCUGUUUGAACCGGCCGCGUCGGGGUGGGUCGAGGGCGCACCAGAUCUAUGCUCUCAAGAAACGGGGUGUGAUUAUACGUCCGGAACAUUGGGAAAAGGUCAUCUUUCUCCAAGGUCGAACUGGCGCGGAUAAGUUUGGGCUGAGUGAUACGAAUUAUUCGCAGCUGUUGGAAGUAACACACAUCAUACAUAAUGCCUGGCCUGUUGAUUUCAACCGCACGCUCUCUUCCUUCGAACCACAUAUCAGAACGAUAUUGAACCUUGUCAAACUAUGCCUCCAAAGCACUACCCUCGGGACCCUGAACCCCAAACGUAUCCUCUUUGCCUCUUCCAUCGCGGUCGUAGGGAACUAUCCGCUUUUGGUAGAACCUGGAGCGGUAGAUAUACCCGAAACUGCGCUCGACGCACGAGCCACCGAUGGGUUUGGCUACCCCGAGGCGAAGUGGGUGUGUGAGAAGGUGUUGGAGGGGGCGAAUGAGAUGUAUGGAUCGGUGGUUCGUACGUCGUCGGUGAGGAUUGGACAAAUGACGGGACCGGAGGGCUCGGGUGCGUGGAAUGAGACGGAGCAUUUCCCGAUGAUGUGUAGGAGUUCACAAGUAGUUGGGGCGUUACCUGUGAUUGAUGGGUCCCUUUCGUGGAUGCCAGUAAACCGUGCGGCAGUUGUCAUUUGCGAGCUUUUGUUUUGUCAAAGGUUUCAGCCUUUUUAUCAUUUGGAGAAUCCCUCCCGACAGUCAUGGGAAGGAAUUAUCGAACAUCUGUCUAAAGCACUUAUUCCGUCGGAUAAUAACGGCGACCCGUCGACAUCCACUGGUACUCUGCCGGUGAUUCCGUUCCCGGAAUGGGUCGAACGUGUACGUUCGUUCGGUGGCGAUCCGACACAGAACGCUGCGUUGAAGAUUAUGGAUUUCAUUCAACGUGAUUUUGUAAGGAUGGCGGGGGGGAGUGUUAUUCUGAAUACGAACGGUGCGCGUAAGGAUUCGCCAACUAUGGUGAGGAGUACGGCAGUUGAGAGGAGACAUGUGGAGGAGUAUUGUGGAUAUUGGAGGUCUGUGGGGGUGUUGAAGUAG
Molecule: messenger RNA, 3177 nt
Organism: Marasmius oreades (fairy-ring Marasmius)
Lineage: Eukaryota; Fungi; Basidiomycota; Agaricomycetes; Agaricales; Marasmiaceae
Product: putative NRPS-like protein biosynthetic cluster
Exons: 7
Coding region: 1-3177 (1058 amino acids)
Molecular function (GO): phosphopantetheine binding
Source: RefSeq, a predicted model, not a curated record